Messenger RNA from Xenopus tropicalis (tropical clawed frog), 3199 nucleotides. Its product is annotated as DC-STAMP domain-containing protein 2. The transcript is spliced from 16 exons. Lineage: Eukaryota; Metazoa; Chordata; Amphibia; Anura; Pipidae. Gene Ontology annotation, cellular component: membrane. The record is from RefSeq and is a predicted model, not a curated record. Bases 98 to 2587 code for a protein of 829 amino acids.
GCAGACAGUCAUAGACUAGCUGUACUGACACUAAAAGAUUCACAUUUGAUUUUUCUUUAUUUCUAUAUUUUUAUAGCUUUUUAAAAAAUCUUUUAUCAUGGAAACAACUCUUCAAGUAUGUAAAAUUUGCUGUGAAGAAUGCUGCAUAAUGCUGCAGAAAUGCUGCACAAACUCCCUUCAUGGAUGCCAGAAGAUCUGCAAAGGACUAUUGCAGACAUGUCAAUGCUUUAGGGAGACUUGCCUGUGCGGAUGCAACCGGGAGUGUCUGUCAUCAUGGUGCCCCAAGUUCUCUGACUUCACGCCAGUUCAUGAGCUUUCGGUAUUGGAUCGUCUGGAUGAGGAUUUCGAAGACAAAAAGCCGGCUACACCUAAGCUUAAAGAGGACAGUAAGAUUAGGGAGGUGCUGAGCAGCUUUGUUGCCUUCUUCUUUGGCCUCUUGCUCACAUCUCUCUAUGGCUUUACUGUUCUAUUACUACUGAACUAUAACCUGUAUUUUUGCAUAGUGACAACCCUAAUAAUAGGAUUCUUUCUAUCACUGGGAAUGGCUUUCUACCCCACUAUACGGGUUACUGUGCUGCUUAUGUUGCCACACUUAUUGUCAGCUCGUGGCAAAUAUUUGAUCAUGGCAUUUGCAAUUAGCUUGUGCUUGAAAGGACCAGUAGCGAAUACAGCAGAUAAUCUCCUGAGAGUAACGGGUUUUGUACGCUGUGGAGUGGAAGUGGCCAUAAACAAGACAGAAGAUACUGUUUUGGCCCUCACAAAGCCUUUGUUGAGGUUUGCAGAUUCGAUUAAGAAGCUUGCGAAAGGUUUCAAAAAGGUUGGUGAUAAGGCAAAUGAAUUCUUGGACGCCUUGUCUUUUGAAAUGAAGCACAUAGGUCGAACCUUACACCGAGCCUGGGACAACUUGUACAACCUCCAAGAAAUUUGCGAUGAAUUUACAGGGGCUCCAGACAAGAAAUGCUUUAAGAUAUUUAAAACUGGUAAAGACAAAUGUCUCAAUGCAAUGGGGAAAGCAGGCUUCCUGUGCAACACUGUGGAUGCUGUCAGCUUAAUUUGUCACGUGCCUGGCACUCCGUGCCUCGUACCUGCCAUCAUCCAGCGCUUUGCCAGGAGCUACAAGUCUAAACCGGUCCAGUGGAUGAUAAAGAAUUUCAAGGAACAGUUUGCUUUCAACAUCACAAUGAACAAAGAUUUUGAUAUCAACUUCAACUCCAGUAAAAGCCUGUUUCAGGCUGCACUGGAUGUUAAAAAAGAGAUAGAGAAUCUAGUGGCCCCCUACAGAGAGAUGAUCAGCAUGUUUACCUACUUUGUAUUUUUCAUGAUCUUAUAUAUCUAUAUCAAGGCAUUAUGGUAUCGCACACAUUAUUUAUUUGAUGAUAAUUUUGACAAUAUUUAUAUAACAAGGAAUUUUGUGGAGUUAGAUGUGAUGAGGGGCAGGAGAGGUGCCAAAACCCUUUUGCCUCUAACUUACAAGGAAAGUAAGACAUUUGUCCGGCCAGCUUCAUUGGCUCUUACCAAGAAGGAGAAGGUAGGACGUGGACCUGAUAUGGUUAAUAUCUUCAGAAUCCUACUAUUUGCCUGCUGUUUCAUGUGUAUGGAUUACUCUGUCUAUUGGAUACUGGCAGUGGCAAAUUACGUUCUGAAAGGAGAUUUACUAGUAAAAGUUUCUGAUGCUCCCAAUGUGAGAGUAAAUGGGAAUAGUUUCUUCCGUGAGACGAUUCAUUCCAUGGUUGAUUCUUAUAAUACCCUGUAUCCAGACAAAGUAAAAUCUGUAUCCCAAAACUGUCUGGCUAUUCCUUUGGAGCCCAACUACUCAGAGUACCGCUUGAUUGCAAUAGUACUUGCACUAGCCUUCUUUGUCUGUACAUUCGGAGCUUAUAUUGAAAGACUGAAGCACUCUAUAUGUGCUUACUACUAUCCAUUCCGCGAACAGCAAAGAAUCUGUUUCUUAUACAAUACUCUGAUGUCCAAGCGUAUGAGCAAGGGAGACAUUUUGCUCAAUUUAGUCAGGCGAACAGGCGACGAGGGACAUACAAAUUUAAUCGAUAUAUUGGCAUCAAAAUUUCCUUGGAUGUCUAAAUUCCAAGAAGCCAAAAAAGCAGAGUGCUGUGUAGCCUGUGCCAAGAUCUGCAGUGACUAUAACAGUUUUGAAUUCAGACCAUGCCUCACCAGUGGGUGCAAAGGUCUGUACUGCAGAGACUGUACUGACAUGCUGUGCAACACUUGUAUGAUCUGUAUGAUGCCGUUCAUAUAUGAAGAUAAUAUAGAUGUGGAGAUGGACUCCAGUGAUGAAGAAGAGGUUCUUAUAUGGAUGCACAUACGGAAAAAUACUGAUAAGACGCACACACUAAAGAGGAGUACGUUGAAAAAACGUAUAGAGUAUACUGCAAGUGAUGUAAAGACCCGUGCAAAGAGAGGCAGUAUUAAAUAUCAGCAAUUGCUUGAAAAGAUGAAGGACUUGAAAGAAGAUUGCGAGACUUCAGAGUCUGACACUGAGAGCACUAGGAGCAGUGAUUCAGAAGAGACAGACUUUGAAUAUCAGGACAGAUCUGAAGCAAGUGACAGCUCUGAUGAGGAAAAUCCUUAAAAUAACUCGGAUUCUCGUGGAAAGAUUGAUUUUGCCACACUAAAAGACUUAAAAAAAAGAAAAAGUAACAAGGACUUUCAACAAUAAGUCAAGUAAAAGAACUGUGAUUUGAAAGGACUUAUUUGGAUGUAUAAAAAACUUGUGGUCACAUGGAAGGAGAGUGGUGUGUGGGAGGGUAAGGAGGGGGGCCCAGUUAUAUAAAAAAGUCCAACUGGGCCCAUAUGCUACACACCUGAACUGUAAAAAUGCAGAGGACAACAGAUCUGCUACAAUGCCACUGUCACCGUACUACACUGAGUUCCUGCAGACUGGUCUAGAACAGGAAACAUGCAUUUGCAGGAAAAGGUGGAAUUCUAAAAUUCAGUCAGAUCUGUGAAGACAAUAAGCACAAGAAAAAAAAGAAAAAGCACACAAAAUUAUUUUCUGGAGUAAAAAGAUACCUCCAACCUGUUUAUUAAAAAUGUGCAAAGAUAUCUUCUUUUUUUUUUUUGUCUUUUUUCCCUGGUUUAUAUAGUGUUGCAGAGUAUACCUUAAUACUGAUAGACUCAAAAAAGACAGACAUGUUUAUCAAGUUUAUAAUGAAAAGAAUCAUUUGUGAUGUAAAAUCCCAAU